AUGGCGCUUGGCCGUUAUGCGAUUGUUGCAGCGGCUUCCGCGAGUGCUGGCGUUUAUGUUGGGACCGAGAAGGACCAGAUCAAGGCUGCUUAUGCGAAAGUCAGAGGGAUGCUCGGCUUUCGGCCUCAAAGCGUGGAUCUCACAAGUUCUACCGCCAUCCUGGAGGAAGCCCUGAACUUGACGAAAGCAACGCCGCAGAGCUGCGGAGUGCUGUCCACGAUUCAGUCAGGCGGCGUCGCCUCGCGAGUUAUCCAGCUGCGGGAGCCCUUCGGUGUGCACCGAGAUGGUGACGAUGUGUUCAUCCACUUCUUCACCUCGGCUGCAAGCCGCAAGUUUCGGGAACUGUCGCAGAAUCCAAAGACAGCCCUUUUGUGUUGGGAUCCGCAAACUUUGACAUAUGUGACAUUCCAAGGGCCGGCGCGAGAGCUCUCGGCAGCUGAAGGCAAAAGCUUCUGGCGAGAAUGGAUGCAAAUCUUGUACAAGGACACGAGUUUGUUUUCUGCCUGGAGACUGGAUGUCCAGCGCCUGCAGGUGGUGAGCAUUGGGCACAUUGAGAGCUUCCGGAAGGAUUGGCAUCCCGUGGAGCUCGAGCGCACGAGCUCUGGGUGGAAGGUCGUUUGUGAUGGACGAGAGUGA
Messenger RNA from Symbiodinium sp. CCMP2456, 636 nucleotides. NCBI's taxonomy places the organism in Eukaryota, Dinophyceae, Suessiales, Symbiodiniaceae. The record is from the annotation of a GenBank genome assembly.